AUGGCAGCACAGAAAGACCUAGAAAGUCAGCCGCAGCAGUCGGACGAGCGGACCCCGCUCCUGGGGACACCCGCCGAGGCCGGAUCAAGCCAGCAGGCGGCAGAGCAUCAGAGCCACGACAAUGAAGCCAACGGAGGCAUCCAGGAUCCUGAACAAGUGCCUCUUAUCACGGGCCAGGAUGGAGAAGAGAAAAAAGAGAGGACUACCAGUUGGUGGCUAUGGAGAGCGUUCUGGGCAGUUCUCGCCAUCUUCGUUCUCGCUGUUUUUAUCAAAGGCUGGAUUGAUGCCAAAGACACCAACUUUGACCUCAAAGCAGCUCUUAUGAGAGCUCUGGGCGGUGGCUUGAGUGGCGCCGCGGCUAUGGUCUUGCAAGUUUUGACACUCAUGCCCAUCAGAACUAUCAUGAACUACCAGUAUCGCUUUGGGUCUGGCUUCAGGGAGGCAACUCGCACUCUUUAUGAAGAUGGAGGUGUGCGCAGGUAUUACCAGGGCAUUGGAGCCGCAUUGAUCCAGGGGCCGGUUUCCCGCUUCGGCGACACUGCCGCUAACGCCGGUAUCCUUGCACUUCUCGAGUCAAACUCGUUCUUAAACCAGCUCCCUACCUUGAUCAAGACCAUCUUCGCUUCUCUUUGUGCUGCUGCUUUUCGCAUGAUCUUGACUCCCAUUGAUACUCUCAAGACGACGCUGCAGGCUCAGGGCGCCAAAGGUACCGCUAUCCUGAGACAACGUGUAAAGACAAAUGGUAUCGGAAGCUUGUGGUGGGGAGCUUUUGCGACUGCCGCCGCCACGUUCGUCGGCCAUUACCCUUGGUUUGCAACCUACAACUACCUUUCCGCCAACAUUCCCGAACCGGAAAAGAGCGACAUUUUCGUGUGGCUUUUGCGUCUUGCGUUCAUUGGAUUUUGUGCUUCCGUCAUCUCUGAUUCUGUCUCCAACUCGCUGAGAGUGGUGAAGACCUACAGACAAGUCAACGACACGCAAAUUUCAUACUCUCAAGCAGCAAAGAUUAUCAUACAAAGAGAGGGCUUCCUUGGCUUCCUAGGACGUGGUCUCAAGACCCGAAUCUUAGCCAACGGCCUCCAGGGUGUCUUGUUCUCUAUCCUUUGGAAGUUGUUCCUCGACCUGUGA
This is a messenger RNA of Colletotrichum godetiae, 1128 nucleotides long. Its product is annotated as mitochondrial carrier domain-containing protein. Lineage: Eukaryota; Fungi; Ascomycota; Sordariomycetes; Glomerellales; Glomerellaceae. The transcript has 7 exons. Bases 1 to 1128 code for a protein of 375 amino acids. The record is from RefSeq and is a predicted model, not a curated record.